CAGAUAUAUAUAUUAAAAAAAAAAAAGGAAGAACAAAAAUAAAACAACCAAAAAACUCUGAAAUCGUGCAUGCCAUACACAAGAAUUCUACACAAUUCGGCUGCAGUGACCAUAAUAUGCUGGAGUUCAGGAUCUUGCGAGGAGGAAGCAGGGAAAGAAGUAGGAUUGCAACCCUGGACUUCAGGAGAACAAACUUUGGCCACUUCAGGGAUCUACUUGGAAGAAUCUACUUGGUUAGGGCCCUAGAAGAAACGGGGGUUGAAGACAGCUGGUCAAUAUUCAAGCAUCACUUCCUCCAAGCUCAAGAUCCAGUGCAUCCCUAUGAGUAAGAAGGCAAGCAAAGGGGGCAGGAGACCUGCAUGGAUGGGAAGGGAGCUCCUGGCAAUGCUCAGAUAGAAGAAGGCAUGUGGAAAAAGGGACAGACCACUUGGGAGGAAUAUAGGGACACUGUUAGAGUAUGCAGGGAUGCAACGAGGAAGGCCAAGGCCCAUUUGGAAUUAAGUCUGGCAAGGGAUUUCAAAGACAAUAAGAAGGGCUUCUUCAAAUACAUCAGUAGAAAAAGGAAGACCAGAGGAAAUGUAGGCCCACUGCUGAAGGAGGCAGGUGCCCUGGUGACAAAGGUUACAGAGAAUGCAGAGUUGCUGAAUGCCUUUUUUGCUUCAGUCUUUACCGCUAAGAUCAGCCCUCAGGAAUCUCAGACCCUGGAGACAAAAGACAAAGUAUGGAGGAAGGAGGACAUGGCCUUGGUCGAAGAGGAUCGGGUCAGAGAUCAUUUAAGCAAGCUUGAUAUCCACAAAUCCAUGGGUCCUGAUGGAAUGCACCCACAGGUGCUGAGGGAGCUGGCCAGUGUUAUUGCUAGGCCACUCUCUGUCAUCUUUGAAAGGUCGUGGAGAACAGGAGAGGUGCCUGAGGAAUGGAAGACAGCCAGUGUCAUGCUAGUCUUCAAAAAGGGGCAAGAAGGAAGACACGGACAACUACGGGCCAGUCAGCCUCACCUCCAUCCCUGGAAAGGUGAUGGAACAGCUUUUCCUGGAGGCCAUUUCCAAGCAUGUGGAGGAUAAGGUGAUCAGGAAGAGCGGUCGUG
Molecule: messenger RNA, 1084 nt
Organism: Cygnus olor (mute swan)
Lineage: Eukaryota; Metazoa; Chordata; Aves; Anseriformes; Anatidae
Exons: 2
Coding region: 360-1061 (233 amino acids)
Source: RefSeq, a predicted model, not a curated record